This is a messenger RNA of Diprion similis, 2062 nucleotides long. Its product is annotated as segmentation protein even-skipped-like. The transcript has 3 exons. The record is from RefSeq and is a predicted model, not a curated record. NCBI's taxonomy places the organism in Eukaryota, Metazoa, Arthropoda, Insecta, Hymenoptera, Diprionidae. Gene Ontology annotation, biological process: regulation of transcription by RNA polymerase II. The coding region runs from base 229 to 1545 and encodes 438 amino acids. Gene Ontology annotation, molecular function: RNA polymerase II cis-regulatory region sequence-specific DNA binding; DNA-binding transcription factor activity, RNA polymerase II-specific. Gene Ontology annotation, cellular component: nucleus.
UCUUCGGCGAAUCGAGUCAGCUCCUUAUUUGAAGGUAUCUGGUUGUGCUCUGAGAGUAGCGCGGAUACGGAGCGGCGCAACUCCGCAACUUUUCUGUAAACAGCGUUAUAUCGUACCAGCCGUAGGUCAGAGAAGACCUAAAGUUUAUCGGACAGUUAUACACAGCGGUGUAGGCAAAGUGUUCAAAGUGUCUAUGUAUGAAUAUAUUGAAGUGUCUCUUGAGUGUCGAUGCCGAUCGUGAUAUUCCCAUCGGCGAGGAUUACACGCGUUUCUGAACGAAUAUAUUCUUCAUCCUCUUCAAUUACGUGCAACGCAACCGACUGCAACAUGCAGGGGUACCAAGGCAACUUCGAGCAACAGCAGCAGGAACAGCGGGAUCGGGACCGCGAGGAGACGAUCGUGGUGGACCUUGUUCCUCCACAGUAUCAGCUCAGCCCACCAAACAGUCCACCUCCGACACGUCCCUCUUCUAACGGAGGAUCUUCUGCAAAGAUACACGAAACCUCGCCGUCGCAUCAGCAACCACCGCUGCCCUCGAUGGACUCCAACAUCCGGAGGUAUAGAACGGCCUUCACGCGGGAGCAACUUGCGAGGCUGGAGAAAGAAUUUCACCGGGAGAACUACGUCAGCAGGCCACGACGAUGCGAACUCGCAGCUCAGCUCCAGCUUCCUGAAUCCACGAUUAAGGUGUGGUUCCAAAACCGACGCAUGAAGGACAAGCGCCAAAGACAGGCAUUGGCGUGGCCCUACGCCAUGUACGCUGACCCAGCGUUGGCCGCGACUCUCCUAGCCGCAGCUACAGCUUCGUUACCACCGCCACCUUACCACAAUCACCAUCAUCACCAUCACCAUCAUCAGCUGCAGCACCAACAGGCGGGCCUCCCGCCUGCCGGACACCUUCAGGCCGCCUCUCCACCCGGUUACGUCCCAGCCGCGGCCGCGGCUGCGGCAGCGGCUUACUACGCGCGCUACGUUCCGUAUCAAACACACCCGGGACACCCGGCUCACCCGGCGCCGAUUCAUCGGCCUCAUCUUCAGGUACCGACGACGACGACCACGGUCGCUGGCACCGGUUACCCACCCUCGAGUCUCCACGCUCACGCGCUUUCGCACCAGCUGAUGCAGACACACCAUCACCAUCAGCAACAACACCAGCUCCCGUCACCGUCUUCGGCGGCAGCUGCAGCAGCCGCGGUCCUCGCGCCCUCGCUCCAUUUCCCGUCGCCACUGAGCCUCCCCUCCUCGCCUCCAACGUCAGCCCAUCCUACCGCCUACGCGACGCCGCCUCCCGGGACUCCGUCGACGACGUAUCGCCCGGAGCUCAGCAGUCCCGCGCAGUCCGAUACGUCAUCGAGUGAAUACGAUUGCAGCGGGACUUCCCAUGCCUUUGAGAACAAGCUCUACGUACGAGGCGACGCCGCAGCCGCCGCAACCCAGACUCAGACGACCACCCUACAGACGUCGUCGAGUGCCAAUGCAGCCACAAAGAUCAAACCUCCGAAGCUGUUUCAACCUUAUAAGAACGAUAUCUCUGAAAAGGCGUAGGUCGUCUGAUGCAGGACAGCGCGAGGACGCUUGUUAUUCUACCAAAGUAUAUUAUACGACCAAAAGAUGCAUUGGCGUGCCCGCAGGAUUGGCCACCAUGUAUUAUUAUCGUCAACGCACCUGCUUGUCUGAGUGUUGACGAUAUUAUUCAAAGUUCUGCAGGCCCGGUGCUCGCGGCAAUUUAAUACCUUACACCUCGAAUUGCAAUGAAAAUUUAUAAUGAUAGCUGUGCUGUAUGUGAAAAGAUAUUAUUGACAUGAAGCGUUUUACGCACGAAAUGUAUAUUUGUCACUUCUUUCCAACCUGUAAAUAUACCUGUUAUGACACAUACACAUAUAUAAAUAUAUACUAUACAGCUAGACAUAUACAGCUAAUUAUUGUACAGUUAACUUAAUAAUUUAUUUAUGUUAUAGUUUUAAGAAUAUACAUAUUACGACGAGUAUUAUUGUAUUAUUAUUAUGAUUGCCAUAUUAUUACGAUGUACAGUAUUUAUAUAAAGUAAACUAUGUCUGUGUAA